Molecule: messenger RNA, 603 nt
Organism: Postia placenta MAD-698-R-SB12
Lineage: Eukaryota; Fungi; Basidiomycota; Agaricomycetes; Polyporales; Adustoporiaceae
Exons: 4
Coding region: 1-603 (200 amino acids)
Biological process (GO): mycotoxin biosynthetic process
Source: RefSeq, a predicted model, not a curated record
AUGAUCAUUGCGACAAUAGCGCCUGCUCUUGAAGCGGUAGAAUUGUACAAUGUCAAAUUCAAUGGCACCCUAGAUCAUCCCUCUGCGUUCAGAGGAGAGCCAAAUCCAGAGCUCGAUGCGGCUUGGGACAGAAUCGCAGUGGACCCGCGGCCUUUUCGGGUAACGAGUGAGAUACUGGAGAAAAUCGGACAGCCUGAGAGACCUUCCUCUGUGAGGUUUUCUGAUGAAGACGGAGGAGGCUUCAUGGCGACGAUCGAGGUAUCUCAUCAAAUCCAUUGUCUGAACAUGUUGCGCAAACAUACCCACCUUGAUUAUUAUGAAUCGACCGAUAUAUCAGUUGCGGACGGCCCCGAACUAUAUCGGAUGCACCUAGAUCAUUGCAUAGAGAUGCUACGACAACUUAUCUUAUGCACUGCCGACACGGGUGUGAUCACCUACGACUGGGUGCAAGGCUACAGCCGCCCGUAUCCGAACUUCAACACAUUACACACGUGCAGGAACGUGGAUCGUGUACUAGAGUGGAAUGAUCAGCAUGGGUUGCACGAACCGCUAAGCCGACUGGUUAGGCUCGACCACGAAGUGGAUCUCGACAUUGCACCAUAG